This is a messenger RNA of Entelurus aequoreus (snake pipefish), 1952 nucleotides long. RefSeq names its product CD8a molecule (gene cd8a). The transcript is spliced from 6 exons. The record is from RefSeq and is a predicted model, not a curated record. Bases 61 to 708 code for a protein of 215 amino acids. Lineage: Eukaryota; Metazoa; Chordata; Actinopteri; Syngnathiformes; Syngnathidae.
AGGAAGGGGCGUGGCUACACCACUAGCAGACCCCCCCGCCUCAAACAGCAUCACUCGGAGAUGGCUCUGCAGUGGAUCUACAUCCUGACACUGCUCCUGUUGGACCACAAAUGCACCGACGCGGCCGUGCACACCCUCAAAGAAGGGCAGGCGUUUCCCAUCGAGUGCGUGCCCUCCGAGACGGGCAGUAUGGUGGUCUGGUUCCGAGUGCUGGACGGAUCGGGCGUGGACUUCAUCGCAUCUUUCUCCAACCAGGGCAUGAUCAAGUCCGAGGGCGCCUCGUACUCCGGCACGUUCGCUGGUAAAAGUAUGGCCAACAACGUCAUGACCGUGGCUUCCUUCAGCAGAGAUCGUGACAGCGGCCUUUACAGCUGCGCCUCUCUUAAAAACAACCAGCUGCUGUUUGGUGCCGUCACGCGACUGCAGGGAGAAAAAACCGAGGCCGCUUUAAAGGAAACUCCUGCCCCCGCCGUCAAAGCCACCGCCGCCUCGCCGUGUGUUUGCCACACAACUCCAAAGGAAGACGACCUGCUUUGUAGUCCCACUGUUCUUAUUCCACUAGCGGGCAGCUGCGUGCUUCUAGUCCUGAUCAUCCUCAUCCUCAUCGUCUACUGCAACCAAGUGAGGACACGCAGGUGCCCGCAUCAUUACAAGAGGAGGCCGCAGAAGAUGGCAGCUGUAAAAAAACAACCAGCGCAGCACACUUGAACUUCCUUCUACUAAUUUAAGUGAAGCAAACACAUUCUCUCCAAAUGUGUGUCUGCCCCACGGACAUUUUAUUUGUCAUUUCAAAAAAAAUUGUUCACUAAAAAACCCCAAUCUGUAUUUCUCAGGAGUGUUAAAACAUUUCCAGUUAAAUAGAAUUGAUGUAUAUUGUUUUCCAUUUUAGUAGCAUUUCUCUCAUACAUUUCUUAGUUUUGCAUUUUCAUUGUGCCUUCAGUUCAGUGGAGUUUCACUUUAUGUGGAACACGCAUGCGAUACCAUGUAGUGCAUCACUUGUUUCAGGACAGCACCACCCAAAAGAAGAUGAUCUUAUUUAAUCCUACACUUUUUCACACCAUAGCAAUUUCAUCCCAUUUCCUUGUUCUCUGUAACGGAACAGUGAAUAAAUCAAUAAUAUACCAUAGUAAGUAAACAAAUAUUAAAUACAUAAAUAAUCUUCAUCUCAAAAAAUAAAGUGUUGAAGAUGUUCUUGUUGUGUGUAGUAUGUGAACACUUGUAGUUUCAACAGUCUCUUAAAGGGAAUUAUAUUUCAUUUCUGUGGUUAAUCCAUCCCAUCAUUUAAUUCACAAACUGAUAUACUAAAGGUUUUAAGUGUUGUACGUGCAUACACAUGUUUUAAAUGACAUUUUCCUCUUUAGUUGAGAAGAACUGUUGUAGAUCCGGCCCGCGAAUGAAUGAUCUACGGCCCCCAGGGGCCCCAACAAGGCAUGCAAAUGGGGUCCCACAGUAAGUUUCUGAGGUCCCACUUUUUUGUAAGCGUUUUGAAAACAAAUGAUAAAUGUAUGCAUUAUGCUGUUAUAUCUCACAGUCUAUAUUGUCUUUUGGAAAAAGGUGGUCAUAAACGUUACUUCAUUCAUUCAAAAAAAUAUAAUACAAAAGAAAAUCAUUUUUUUAUGCAUAUGUAAAUGUAUUCAGUUAUAAACAUUCAUUCACUUUCUUCUUUCCUUCAUGGAUAUAAACUUUACUUUGUUCUAAUAUUUUUAUUGUAAUAUUUUCAGACUGUGUUUGUUCUAUUUUUGGCCAAAGUAAGACAAAGAAAACAAUCUGAAGUUGUCUUUAUUUUGUAGUUUAAAAGCCAGGAUUGUGUGCACAGAUGUUCCUCCAUGCGGCCCCUGAGCUAAAAUGACUUGGACAGCCCUGUGCUCAAGGUUUUAAGUGUUGUACGUGCAGACACAUGUUUUAAGUUAUAGUUCUCCUCUUUUGUUGAGAAGAAUUGUUGUACAUUCUUG